Fragaria vesca subsp. vesca is the source of this 1512-nucleotide messenger RNA. RefSeq names its product aspartate-semialdehyde dehydrogenase-like. Gene Ontology annotation, molecular function: NADP binding; protein dimerization activity; aspartate-semialdehyde dehydrogenase (NADP+) activity. Gene Ontology annotation, biological process: L-threonine biosynthetic process. Lineage: Eukaryota; Viridiplantae; Streptophyta; Magnoliopsida; Rosales; Rosaceae. The transcript has 7 exons. The record is from RefSeq and is a predicted model, not a curated record. Bases 54 to 1190 code for a protein of 378 amino acids.
UUCAGAACCCAAAACCCUUUUCCUCCCGCCGCCGCCGCCACUCCCCAACAAAAAUGGCCGCCGCUUUCGCCAAAACCUCCAUGUUCGGCGCCGCCGUCCGCAUUCCCUCUCCCACCACCACCGCCACCAACUCCCGUUCCCCAUUCCGCGUCCGGAUGGCCCUCCAAGACUCCGGCCCCUCCAUCGCCGUCGUUGGCGUCACCGGCGCCGUCGGCCAGGAAUUCCUCUCCGUCCUCCACGACCGUGACUUCCCCUACCGCUCCAUCAAAAUGCUCGCCUCCAAGCGCUCCGCCGGCCAAAGCCUCUCCUUCGAAGGCCGCAGCUACACCGUCGAGGAGCUCACCGCCGACAGCUUCGACGGCGUCGACAUUGCCCUGUUCAGCGCUGGUGGGUCCAUCAGCAAAGAGUUCGGGCCUUUGGCGGUGGGGAAGGGGACGGUGGUGGUGGAUAACAGCUCGGCGUUUCGGAUGGAGGAGGGGGUCCCACUGGUGGUGCCGGAAGUGAACCCGGAGGCGAUGGAGGGGAUUAAGGCCGGAAAAGGGAAGGGGGCGCUUAUUGCUAAUCCGAAUUGCUCCACUAUUAUUUGCUUGAUGGCUGCUACUCCUCUGCAUCGUCACGCUAAGGUAAAACGGAUGGUGGUUAGUACAUAUCAGGCUGCUAGUGGAGCUGGUGCUGCUGCUAUGAGAGAGCUUGAGCAGCAAACUCAUGAGGUUUUGGCAGGGAAGCCAGUAACUUGUGAGAUAUUUAAUCGGCAGUAUGCUUUUAAUUUGUUUUCCCACAAUUCAGCGGUUCUUCCAAAUGGAUAUAAUGAAGAGGAAAUGAAACUAGUCAAGGAGACACGAAAAAUAUGGAAUGACAAGGAUGUCAAGGUAACUGCCACAUGCAUACGAGUUCCUGUAAUGCGGGCACAUGCUGAGAGUGUAAAUCUUGAAUUUGAGAAUCCCCUUGAUGAGGACACUGCAAGGGAUAUUCUGAAGAAGGCUCCUGGUGUGGUGGUUAUAGAUGACCGUGCAGCUAAUAACUUCCCUACACCUCUGGAGGUGUCAAACAAAGAUGAUGUUGCCGUUGGCAGAAUCCGCCGUGAUGUGUCCCAAGAGGGCAACUAUGGGUUGGACAUCUUUGUCUGUGGUGAUCAAAUACGCAAGGGAGCUGCACUCAAUGCUGUUCAGAUUGCUGAGCUGUUGCUAUGAUUUCAAUGGUGAGGUUUCUCACCAUCUAAUCUAUUUGCCGAGAUGAAGCGAUCUGAGAUCUUUUUAGCUGUGCUUUAGUCUUUAGAUGGGGUUGUGAGGUGAGAUGGAGCAAAUCCAAGCAGUUUUUGUAGACUAGUUAUUCAUUUUCAAAUGCAACUGUUAACGUAACAUCCUUCCAUUUGGAGGAGAUUUUGUUAUAAUAAACUUGUAAUUUAAGACUGUUCUGAAUCUUUUGAUUAAAGUGUAUGACAAAACUAAAUUGGUUUCUUGUGAGUCAGAUGUUGAGAAGUGAGGGAGGUUUUUCAAAAAUAUCGCCUUUAGU